UUUUCAGUUUUCUGUUUUUACUUUUUAAUUACUUGAUUUUUAUACUAAUUGCCAAUUCCUUUUUGAAGUUUUUCCAUUUUCCUGAAUUGAAAAAUUAUUUUAAGAUAUUUUUUAUCGCUCAAAUUCAAUAUUUUUCUAUAAUUUAUAUUUGUGUUUUAUGGUUUCUUUGUGUUUGUAACCAAUAUGUGUGCUGCUAAUACAGGACGUUUUGUAAAACCACCGGAGAAGUCUUUUUUCAACCAAUUUAAAGAAGAUUCAAAUGACGUUCGACUUAAGCAAUCAAUAGAAAACGAUUUAAUAGAUAAUAAAUAUGGUUUUAUACGAGUUAAAGAUUAUCAAGAACACACGGGCUACCUCAUUAACAUGCACAGUACGGAGAUUGUCGAUGAAGACAAACGUUUGGUUGCUGCUGUUGAUUAUUACUUUAUUAAAGAUGAUGGAUCUCGUUUCCGAGUCACACAACCUUUUCAACCAUAUUUCUAUCUAUUAGCCAAAAAAGAAUAUAUACAAGAAGUAGUUGCAUAUAUUAGUAAAAAAUUUGCUGGCAGUUUUACUAGUAUUGAAACUGUUAUGAAAGAAGAUUUAGAUAUGCCAAACCAUUUGAUAGGUUUAAAACAAAGAUAUAUAAAAAUGGCAUUUGCUACAGUUACUGAAAUGAAUAAAGUACGCCAAUCCAUUAUGCCAUCAGUGCGCAAAAAUCGUUUAGCACGAAAAAAUAAUUCCUAUUAUACAGAAAUGUUGACAGAAUCUUUAGCAAACUUAUCAGAGGUGGCUUCAACUAAAAAACAAGUCGACCAUAUGGAAAAUAUUAUUGAUAUCAGAGAAUAUGACGUUGUCUAUCACAAUCGGGUAUCGACAGACUUGAAAAUAUUUACUGGAUUAUGGUAUACAGUCCAAUGUCGUGGACCCUACAACCAAGCUACUUUUACACGUCGAGACGACAUCAUUGACAGACCGGAUAUGAUCGUUUUGGCUUAUGAUAUCGAGACGACUAAACUCCCAUUGAAAUUUCCUGACGCAAAUACUGAUCAAAUUAUGAUGAUCUCAUAUAUGAUUGACGGUCAGGGGUAUUUAAUCAACAACCGUGAAAUAAUAUCUGCCGACGUCGACGAUUUUGAGUACACACCAACACCUGAGUAUGAAGGAUUAUUUACUGUAUUUAAUGAAGCUGACGAGGCAGCAGUUUUAAAUCGAUUUUUUGAACAUAUAAUGGACGUUCGGCCACAUAUAAUAGUCACAUACAAUGGUGACUUUUUCGAUUGGCCAUUUGUGGAAACUCGAGCCGCUAUACAUGAUAUGAAUAUGGCCCAAGAAAUAGGAUUUGCGAAAAAUUCAGCAGGUGUUUACGCCAGUCGACCUGCUAUGCAUAUGGACUGUUUAUGUUGGGUAAAACGAGAUUCUUAUCUACCAGUUGGAUCGCAAAAUUUAAAAGCUGUGGCUAAAGCUAAACUUCGAUACGAUCCUGUCGAGCUUGAUCCUGAAGAUAUGUGUCGACUUGCAACGGAUGAGCCUCAAGUACUAUGUAACUAUUCAGUCUCGGAUGCUGUUGCUACUUACUAUUUAUAUAUGAAAUAUGUACAUCCUUUCAUUUUUGCCUUGUGCACUAUUAUACCGAUGGAGCCCGAUGAGGUUUUACGAAAAGGGUCUGGUACAUUAUGUGAAAGUCUUUUGAUGGUCGAAGCAUUCCACGUGAACAUAAUAUUUCCGAAUAAACAGGAACAAGAACUCAAUAAACUCCACGAAGAUGGUCACGUUCUGGAUCAAGAAACUUAUGUUGGGGGCCAUGUAGAAGCGUUGGAGUCGGGUGUGUUUCGUGCUGACAUCCCUUGCAGGUUUAGAUUAGACCCAGCGGCAUUUGAAAUGCUAAUAGGUAAAGCUAAAGAAGUGUUGAGAUUUGCCAUUGAAGAGGAAGAAAACGUCCCUUUGGAUACUGUCACAAAUUUAGAUGAAAUUUUAAAAGACGUCAUUGAAAAAUUAAACGUACUUAAAGAAGACCCUUAUCCGUUAUUAAAACCUUUAAUUUAUCAUUUGGACGUGGGUGCCAUGUAUCCAAACAUCAUUCUUACGAAUAGAUUACAACCUUCGGCCAUGGUCAAUGAAGAAAUAUGUGCCGCUUGUGAUUUUAAUGUUCCUGGAGCUAAAUGCCAAAGGAGUAUGACUUGGCAAUGGAGAGGAGAAUUGAUGCCUGCGUCACGAACGGAGUAUCAACGUAUUCAGCAGCAAUUGGAAACAGAAAAAUUCCCCGGUCGAUUACCCGAUGAUCCUCCAAGAGCUUUCCAUCAACUGAAUCGAGACGAAAGAGCCACGUGGGAAAAAAAACGUUUAACAGAAUACUGCCGUAAAGUUUACAAAAAAACUCAUGUGACAAAAAUUGAAGAGCGAACAACUACUAUUUGCCAGAAAGAGAAUUCCUUUUAUGUCGACACAGUACGGGCAUUCAGAGAUAGACGUUACGAAUACAAGGGACUUUGCAAAGUGGCUAAGAAACAAAUCUCUGAAGCCAUUGCUAGCGGCGAUCCAGUUGAAAUCAAGUCUGCGAAAAAUCGAGAAGUGUUGUACGAUUCACUACAGUUGGCUCACAAGUGUAUUCUUAAUUCAUUUUAUGGAUACGUCAUGAGAAAAGGAGCUCGCUGGCAUAGUAUGGAAAUGGCUGGAAUAGUGUGUUGCACCGGCGCUGCUAUCAUUACAAAGGCUCGUGAAAUUAUCGAAAAAGUCGGUAGACCGUUAGAAUUGGACACAGACGGUAUAUGGUGUGUAUUGCCAUCAACGUUCCCAGAAAACUAUACAAUACAAUCUACACACGCGAAAAAAUCAAAAUUUACUGUAUCUUUUCCAAAUGCAGUCUUAAACUCUAUGGUUAAGGAACAUUUCACCAAUCACAUUUAUCACGAUCUAGUUGAUCCCGAAAAGUUAACUUAUAAAAUGAGGAGUGAAAAUUCUAUAUUUUUUGAAGUCGAUGGGCCUUAUUUAGCAAUGGUGCUACCUGCUUCCAAGGAAGAAGGAAAAAAACUGAAAAAACGUUACGCAGUAUUUAAUUUUGAUAAAUCGUUAGCAGAGCUCAAAGGUUUUGAAGUAAAAAGGAGAGGAGAACUGCAAAUAAUAAAAAUUUUCCAGUCAUCUGUGUUUGAAGCGUUUCUGAAAGGUGAUACGUUGGAAAAAUGCUACGAAAGUGUUGCCACUGUUGCUGACUAUUGGUUGGAUGUUUUGUACUCCAAAGGCAAAAAUAUGCCAGAUUCUGAAUUAUUUGAGCUUAUAUCUGAAAACCGUUCUAUGAGUCGAAAACUUGAAGAGUACGGAACACAAAAAUCGACAUCUAUAUCUACAGCUAAACGUUUGGCUGAAUUUUUAGGGGACCAAAUGGUUAAAGACAAAGGUCUUGCUUGUCGUUUCAUAAUAUCUAAAAAACCAGAAGGCUCGCCAGUUACGCAACGGGCAAUACCACUGGCUAUUUUCCAGUCUGAAUUGAGUGUAAAGAGGCAUUAUUUAAGGAGAUGGCUGAACGAUAACUCUAUUGAGGACAUUGAUAUUCGUGAUGUCCUCGAUUGGGAUUAUUAUAUUGAACGUUUGAGCGGUACCAUUCAGAAAAUUAUAACUAUACCGGCAACGUUGCAAGGGGUCACCAACCCGGUUCCAAGAGUUAAACAUCCUGAUUGGUUGCACAAAAAAAUGUUAAUGAAAGCCGACCCGAUGAAACAAAAAAAAAUUACAACAAUGUUUCAGGCAGCGCCUAUUGUUCAAGAUGAAGGACCAAAACAGGUCGGAGAUAUAGAAGAUAUUGGAGAAAACAUUGACAACGAUCUCGUAGAAAUUAGACCUAGGCCAAUGGUCACAAAGAAACGUAAACGCGAUCAGUCGCCCAUUGACGCUAGAAACUGGAAAGAAGCUUUAGGACCUGCUCCACCAGCCACUAAUGUAAAGGAUUGGAUAGUAUAUCAGAAGAAAAAAUGGAAUUGGCAACUCAUGAUGAAAGCCAAAAUGAUAAUUGGAGGAAAUGAUAGUAAACGUAUGCGAGACAAUAAUUUGCAAAUGUCAAAGGGACGUGCUGGUACAUUAGGUGGUUUCUUAAGACGAGCACAACACACUUUAUUGAGUCAACCCUGGCAAGUAAUACAAGUAUGUCAGUCCAAUGAAUUGGGUGUAUUAAAAAUUUGGGCGAUGGUUGGCGAUGAAUUACACAACAUCAGAAUGAAUGUACCUAGAGUAUUUUAUGUGAAUAAAAGACAUCCUCUGUCGAACGAUACUGAUGAAGAUGUUAGUUGGACUAAAGUGAAUAUGGUAUUGCCAAGAGCUAGACCAAUGAUGAACUUAUAUCGGUACACUGAAAACGAAAAAGAUUUCAUUGAAACAAAAGAUAAUUUUAUUUGUGACCUAUCCAAACCUGAUAUCGAGGGAAUUUACGAAACUAAAAUCAAACCAGAACUAAGAGCUUUGUUAAAUCUGGGUUGUGUUUGUUCUGUUACGUUGGAAGCAGCUAAAAAAUUGGCAGCGUUGCCAGAUGUUGGUAGUUUUUCUUUAGAGCAGAUGAAACAAGCAUCUCAUAAAUACCUAACAAAUAGUUCAAUGAAAGAAAUAUUUUUCUACUCCAACAAAGCACCAACGGGGACACGAGCCAUGUAUGCUUUAUUUUUGACACCUAAUAAAAAAGCUUUUGUAUGGGUCACCGAUACGGUUCGUACUAAUCGGAUGGCUAAUUUGAACACUUUAUACAAUAAGGAACGCAGUACCAAACUUUCUCGAGGUCAUGACGAAUCAAGUCUUCCUCCAUCUGAUAUUACUUUUGAGGUUCGAAUAGAAACUGAAGAAAGGCAAGUAUACAGGCAAAUCCAUAGAGCACUCCAAGCUUACAGAGAUGAAAAACGUGGGCCUACAAUGCUUCUACUUCAGUCACAAAUUGAUAACCAGGUUUUAAUAUCUAACAUUCCAAUAAUGACCGAAUUCCCCAUCGUUACGUUGCAUGUACAAGACACAACUAGCUCAAUAUAUGCUCAAUUGGAAUGGCAACGUUUCGGUUGUAGCUUAAUUGUCAAUCAUUUUUUAAACAGUCCAGAAAACAUGAAAAUUAUGCUGGAACAGUGUAGAUACUUGCAAAUACCACUUGGAAACUUGCCGACUGACGUUACACUAUUUGCUUCGGAUAUUUUCUUUGCUAGGCAUUUGAUGAAACAUAAUUUUGUACUAUGGAUUUCAGAAACUGACAAACCAGAUUUGGGUGGACGUGAAACAGACGACAAUAGAAUGUUAAUGGAUUUAGAAGAGAGUUCUAGCAUGCUCGUGAAUAACGAAGGUUGUUACACUUCUUAUUGUAUUGAGCUCGAAAUUGAUGCUUUGCCAGUUACGACAUUAUUGCAGUCUCAUCAUAUUCAUGAUUUUGAAGGUACAAGUACUGGUGUUGCGUUUGAUCAAAUACCUCAAGCUUCGCUCGAAGAAAUUAUGGAUGGCGGAACAUACAUCAACCCUACUUAUGAUGAAAUGGCGUUAUGUUCAGCUGCAUUCCGGGUAUUACGUUCUAUGGUAAAUGUCUGGUUUCGCGACGUAGUGUUACAUCAUAAUCCAUACGCGGAUUUUCAAAUGGUACAUUUUUACAGAUGGCUUAGAUCGCCAAAUGCACUUUUGUAUGAUCCAGCUUUACGCAAGACGCUGUAUAGUCUUAUGAGAAAACUAUUUAUGCAGCUGAUUGCAGAGUUCAAAAGACUUGGUUCUACUAUCGUGUUUGCUAAUUUCAAUAAAAUUGUCAUAUGUACAAAAAAAAAAUCUCUCGAAGAUGCCAUAUUUUAUGUACGCUACGUUGUACAAAAUAUAACCAACAAAGAAUUAUUCCACAGUUUGCAAAUAUCAAUAGGACCUUGUUGGGAAUAUUUAAUGUGGCUUGAUUUGUGGAAUUAUUCUGGAGUAAAGGCUAAAUUAUCGCAACAACUAAAACAAGCUAUGGGAGAUAUUAUUGAUAUGGCAAAUGAAGACGUUGAGCAUUUAUUGAAGGAACAUGAUGUCUCCAGACAAGAUGUUGAAGAAGUAGGCAUAGAAAUGAAUUGGAACAUUUCUGAAUUCCUACCUAACGUAUGUCAUUCACGAAAACAUUUUGAAGAGACAAUUGCUGUUUACAUGAGUUCCAUUUACAAACACAUGAAAUCAAUUGACUCUGUUACAAUGAAACGUAUUUCAGAAUCUUUAUCACAAGUUACCCAAAGUAAUAUGUUGGGUGUCGCUUCUUGUGAACAAAUUGCAGAGUACGCUCGAAGUGUAAUCUCAGACGACCUGACAACUAAAUUGUUUACGAUCACACAAAAGAUACACAAAAAAUACCCAGUGCUGGGUACUGAACAUCACAAUACCUUGUCUCCGUUUUUACAAAACAGAGGAAAACAUUUAAAUCCAGCCCUUCAAUUUGUCAAAACUGUUUGUAAAGUACUCUCACUGGAUCACGGAAUUGAAGAUGAUGUUAUGAAACUUAGAAGAAAUCUUUUGCGGUUAAUUGGCAUCGGUGAUUUUAGUGAUGAAGCCGAGUGGAGUGAUCCUUGUUUGUCAUGGACAUUGCCAGAAGUAAUUUGUAAAGGUUGUAACCACUGUAGAGACAUUGAUCUUUGUAAAGACUCGCAUCGCAGCGUCGUAGAAGGAAAAAAAACAUGGACGUGUCCGAAUUGCAGCACUCAUUACGAUAAUUCUCUAAUCGAGCAUUAUUUAAUUGACGCUCUCAGUAGAAAAGCAAUGGCUUACACUUUGCAAGAUUUACAAUGUGCAACAUGUGCACAGAUAAAAAUGGAAAAUCUUAAUGCAUACUGUUCGUGUGCUGGUAGUUAUACAACAGUAAUACCAAGAAAAGAUAUUAUGUCAUAUUUAAAGACCUUUAAAGCAAUUGCAGACUACUAUGAUAUGCCGAUGUUGAAUCAAGUGUUAAAACAGUAUCUAGAUUGAGGCAGAUAUGUUACCAGUUGUAAUCACAAACGAGUGUUUUUUUUAACUGUAUUAACUUUUAGUUUUUAUAUAAUUAUGUAUUAAUCAAUUUCUAUUAUUAGCCACUGAUUUUUGAGUACUCGGUUGUAUACAUCCCGGGUAUGGAAAAUAUUUGAGCCAAUGUCGGAUUUGGUGAAACUGAUAUUGGCAUUCCGACUGUAUCUUCAAGAUUUAUUAAAGUGUUGAUUGGUAUUUUGUACGAAGCUGAUGUCUCUGUUUUAUGGGCACUAUAUGAAAUAUAAUAUUGUACUAUACAUUUUUUUAUUUAUUUUAUUAAAAAUUAUACAUAUAUAUAAUUAACAUUAAUUACUUGUAAGGUACAUUCUUCUUUGUAGUUGGUAGUAAACGAAUGGUAU
Molecule: messenger RNA, 7304 nt
Organism: Adelges cooleyi (spruce gall adelgid)
Lineage: Eukaryota; Metazoa; Arthropoda; Insecta; Hemiptera; Adelgidae
Gene: DNApol-epsilon255
Product: DNA polymerase epsilon catalytic subunit 1
Exons: 29
Coding region: 184-6909 (2241 amino acids)
Biological process (GO): leading strand elongation; mitotic cell cycle; nucleotide-excision repair, DNA gap filling
Cellular component (GO): nucleus; epsilon DNA polymerase complex
Molecular function (GO): DNA-directed DNA polymerase activity; single-stranded DNA 3'-5' DNA exonuclease activity; zinc ion binding
Source: RefSeq, a predicted model, not a curated record